CUGGAAAAGGACCAAUGUGCCUGCUGUAAAGAAAGGGGCCACUGGAAAAAACGAGUGUCCUCUUAAACAAAAGAAACCAGCUUCCAUCUUGCCUGCCGCUGAACAAUAACUAGGCCAAGGCUUUUCCCUGAAUCCCCUGGACCUAUGGUGACUCUUAAAGUAGAAGGGAAGGAUACCAAAUUACUGGUAGAUAUGAGGGCUACUUACUCAGUUUUAAAGAAACCUGCUGGGCCCAUGAUCAAGGACAAGGUCUAUAUCCAGGGAGCAACAGGGAGGACCCAAGGGUAUCCUCAGACUUGGGCAAGAAUUACGGUAACCCAUUUGUUCCUUCUUAUACCUGAUUGCCCAUACCCGCUCCUUGGAUGGGACCUGUUACAUAAACUAAAGGCCCACAUUUCCUUCACUGGAGAUGCUGUUAAUCAGGACCCACAGCCACCCACUGUGUUGGUGACUUGUACUGUGUCUGAAGAAUAUCAGUUAUAUAAAAAACCUAAUGAACAGGACUCCCCACUACUAGAUAGAUGGAAAAAGGAAAUUCCUACUGUUUGGGCUGAGGCCAAGCCUCCCGGGCUGGCACGGCAUCAAGUGCCAAUAGUUAUCGAAUUGAUCAGCACCACCACCCCAAUCAGAGUCAGGCAAUAUCCCAUUAGUCACCAAGCCUGUCUGGAAUUGCCAAGCCUAUCAAUUGCUUGAAAGAAGUAGGAAUUUUGGUGCCUUGCCACUCCUCAUGGAAUACUCCUCUGCUUCCUGUUCCUAAGCCAGGAACUACAGAAUUUAGACCUGUUCAGGACCUCAGAGAAGUCAAUAAGAGGGUUGAGAUCAUACAUCCCACUGUACCCAACCCUUAUACCCUCCUCAGUGAGCCUGCUCCAGUUCAUCGAGUCUAUACUGUCCUAGACCUAAAGGAUGCUUUCUUUACUUUGCCAGUAGCCAAGGAAAGCCAGCUCAAUUUUGCCUUUGAAUGGGCUGACCCAGAUGGAUCUUACAAUAGAUAGUUAACAUGAACUAGACUGCCUCCGGGGUUUAAAAAUUUCCCUGCUCUGUUUGAUGAGGCCCUCCAAAGAGAUUUAGUCCCUUUCAGGGAUGCUAACCCUGAAGUCACUUUGUUAUAGUAUGUAGAUGACUUGCUCCUGGCAGCAGACUCAGAGGAGACUUGUACUCAGACCACUGAGAACUUGUUGAAAGAACUAGAUGCUUUGGGCUACAAGGUGUCUGUCAAAAUGGCUCAACUUUGUCUGGACUCAGUCACCUAUCUGAGCUAUAAAAAUUCAUGAAGGAAAGCACUCCCUGGGGCCUGACAGGAUUCAGGUUAUACUGAACAUACCAAAGCCCAAGACCAGGAGGCAAAUUAGAGAAUUCCUGGGUUCCACUGGCACUGCCACCUAUGGAUACCGGGUUUUGCUGAAAUUGCUAAACCCUUAUAUGCAGCAACAGGGGGCCAGGGAGCUGACCUGGUUUGGAGAGAAAUAGAAGAUACUGCCUUCAACCAACCUAAGAAGGCUCUGAGUCAAGCUCCUGUGCUGGCCCUGUCUGAUGUGACUAAGCCUUUUCAGCUCUUUGUGCAUGAGACAAGGGGCACAGCCAAAGGGGUUCUCACUCAGACCUUGGGACCUGGAAGAGGCCAGUAGCAUACUUAUCAAAGUGAUUGGACUCAGUAGCUACUGGAUGGCCACAUUGCCUCCGGGCCAUAGCUGCCAUGGCCGUACUGGUAAAGGAGGCUUCUAAACUAACCUUCGGAUAGGACAUCCAGAUUGUUGGGCUUCACGCAGUAGAGUCACUCCUCAAAUCCCCACCAGACCAAUGGAUCACCAAUGCCCACAUCACCCAGUACCAAGUACUGCUGCUGGACCCACCUCAGGUCACCUUUCUGAGAACCGAAGCCUUGAAACCUGCCACUCUGCUACCUGACAGUGAUCCUAAGACUCCACUCCAUGACUGCUUGGAAACCGUGAGUACCCUCUCAAGACUAAGGGAGGACUUGCGAGACCAGCCUCUGCCUAAUGCAGACCUUGACCUAUAUACAGAUGGCAGCAGUUAUGUUAAAGAAGGUGUCAGGUUUGCCAGGGCCCGAGCACUUGGGAAAGGGACUUCUGCCCAAAAGGCUGAGUUAAUAGCCCUCAUGUAAGCCCUAAGAUGGGGAAAAGGAAAAACUGUUAACAUUUAUACAGUCAGUAUGCCUUUGCCACUCAUCUAUGGAGCCCUUUAUAGAAAAAGAGGACUAUUAACACCUGGGGGCAAAGAGAUUAAGAACAAGGAGGAAAUCUUGGCACUACUAGAGACUCUCUGGCUACCCAAAAGCUGUAGCUAUUGUUCAUUGUAGAGGCUAUCAAAGGACAGACACCACACAAGCUAAAGGAAACUCCUUUGCUGAUCAUGUAGCCAAGGAAGCAGCAGAAGGGGAAGUGGUGCUGCUCAAAAUUCUACCAUUACUACCCUCUCACCUUCUCCCAGAGGAACCUGUCUAUACAAGAGGGGAAGUUCAGCUAGCAAAAAGUUUAAAGGCUAAGAAAGGCGCCCAAAAUUGGUACUGGUUGGAGGAUGGGAGACCCAUGCUACCAAAGGUGUUGGGAAGAGAUUGGCUACAGACGGUUCAUGGUUCUACCCACCUGGGAACCACAAAACUCACUGAACUGGCACAGAGUUUUGUUUUUUUUUUUAUCCCUAACCUGAAUAAAAUUUCUAGGGACAUCGUUAACAGAUGUAAAACAUGUGCUCAAACUAACCCUGCCUUGAAGUUCCAGUUUCAGGGCAAAGACUGAGAGGACAAGCACCAGGAGAAGUCUGGGAACUUGACUAAAUGGAAAUGACUGAUGGACAGUAUGGCUAUCAUUCCCUCCUGGUUCUGGUGGAUACCUUCUCCAGUUGGGCAGAGUCUUUUCCUACCCAAACAGAGACAGCUCAGAUAUUGGUAUAAAAUUACUAAAAUGAUCUGAUACUGAGAUUUGGCAUCCCUAUCGGUCUGGGGUCUGACAAUGGCCCAGCUUUUAUAGCCCAGAUAUCAAAAACUAUUGCAAAGAGCUUACAAAUUAACUGGAAACUACACUGUGUUUAUCACCUUCAGAAUUCAGUAACAGGUAGAAAGAAUGAACAGGACCCUUAAGGAAACCUUGACUAAACUAAUUUCAGAGAUUGGCAAAAACUGGGUAGGUCUCCUUCCUUUUUCCCUAUUAAGAGUAAGAUACACUCCCUAUGCAAAAGGAAUUACUCCAUUUGAGAUUAUGUGUGGGAGGCUGUCCCACUAAAUUUUCUCCUUCCCACUGUCUGUUUGACCCUCCCUCAGUCUCUUAAGGGUCUCUUGCUCUGGGCGCUAUCAGACAAACCAUAUAGCAUAUCUUUAUGUGAAUUCAUUAUAGUUUAUACCAUUGGGAGGGGACUCACAAAGAAAUGAACACCUGGUGUCCAGCUCUGUGCCAUGGCUUAGAGCCCGCCAUUCCAGAUUGUGAGCCCACCACUCUGGAUCGCUCUCGCGGCCUGCCCAUAGUCACCGAUAGCUUUCACCCAUGCCUCGUGGACCCACAGUCUCACCCCAGGUCCCUACAGGUGUCGCAGCAUGCGCUUCCCUCCAUUCAUAACCUUGUCUAGGAGACACGAGCCACAACAGCUACAUCUCAGGAACAAACAGGAAAAGAUCUGGGACCAGGAGACUGGGUUUGGGUGCAACGCCACUCAGCUCCUGACUUCCAAGCCUGCUGGGACGGACCAUAUCCUGUCAUCCUAACCAUACCAUCGGCUGUCAAAGCAGCAGGACGCAGCCACUGGAUUCACCAAUCCCAACUCAAGGAGGCUCAUCCCAACCACAUUCCUCAGUCAUGGACCCUGUCAAGGACCAACAACCCCUUAAAACUCAAAUAGGUAAAACAAACCUCAGGACCUGGUUUAUCUUAUCUUUCUUGUUAACAAAUGUGUUCUCUUUGUUAAAAUCUAACCAUGAAUUGUAUGUUUACAGUUGGGUAUUUAGCAGGACUUCAGAUGGAUUUGUUAUCCGAAAUAUCACAGGGUUGGGACCAGGCCCAGAGAGCCAAAAAUCCACCUUUGAUCUGUGUGAGCUCUGUGGAAGCCCUUGGAACACAGGGAUAGAUGGGAAGACCCUAGAUCACAUAGACUGCUCAAAUUAUGGGCAUAAAUGCUUAGAGCAAACUCUCAGUUCUUACGAAUUUUACAUCUGCCCAGCUGGGCCCUCUGGGUGCAAAGGGCAAAGAGAUUUCUUUUGUUCCAAACGGGCUUGCAAAACUAUUGCCCCGUGGAAAACAUAUAGUGAUAAAUAUAUUUACGUUAGGAGAGCCCCAAAUGAAAAGAAAAGUCUGAUAGGAAAAUUCAGUCCCAUCAAACUCUCUCUUAAACGUGAUACCUAUCAAGACCUAGAUUGGAAAAUGGGAAAGACCUGGGGACUAAAAAUCUAUAAAAAUGGCUGGGAUGAAGGAAUACUUUUCACCCUUCGAAGGUUUAAACUGCCCACCAUUCCCCAGAUCCCAAUAGGACCCAACCGUAUUCUAAAUCCUCCAGUUAAUUGGGACACUCUCCCUAAGCCCUCACCUGAUAGAACUGUUGAAGACCAUCUUCCUGAGAUCUUCAAGUCUCUCUAUUAUACCUAUGCCUUCUUCAACACCACCGAUCCUGACCUGACUAAAGAUUGUUGGUUACGUUUAGAUCCACGGCCCCCUUAUUUUAUAGGCCUAGGAAUUACAGUCCAAUUGGGAAAUGAUGACUCUGGGAUCAAAAAUUUAAGUGUUCCAGAGAUCAAAAAUAACACCCAUUUCUGUUUAUGGGGGACCUAGCCCUCCCUCACCUUAGGAAAAUGAGAGGGACUAGGAUCUUGCUUCCUGGCAGGAAAUUAUAAAUUCGACAAGUCCAGGUAUCGACAGUAUUGCAACCAGUUCCUAAACCUGGCUCCCUUGAGCAUGGGGAUGAAUCCCUAUUAUUUAGUUCCCCCUGAAGGCAGUUGGUUCAUAUGUGAGUCCAAUUUAACCCCAUGCAUCAACCCUUACAUUCUGUCCACUUCCAAAGAUCUGUGUGUGCUUAUUCAUCUACUGCCCCAGGUAUAUUAUUAUUCUGGAGAAGAGGGUAGAGAACAUUUUGGGCUCCUACCAGAGGUAAUAAAAACCGGAGCUGUAGCAAUAGCCACUAUUCUUAUCCCACUACUGGUGGGAGCUGGGAUAGGAGGAUCAGCUGGAGUAGGGACAGCCACCCUGAUCAUCCAGGAUCAAAUUUUCAAACUCCUUAGCAAGCAAAUUGACCAAGAUUUGGCUGAAUUAGAAAAGUCCGUAGGCCAUCUAUUUCCCUCGAAUCCCUGGCUGAGGUUGUAUUCCAGAACAGAUGUGGCCUAGACUUAAUUUUUAUGCAGCAGGGUGGGUUGUGCAUAGCCCUAGGUGAACAGUGCCUCUUCUAUGCAAAUCACAUGGGCAUCAUUAGAGAAAGGCUAAGCUUAGUAAAACAAAGAUUAAAAGAAAGAGAAAAGCUAUGGACAGAGUCCCAAAAUUGGUAUGGAUCAAUGUUUUCUUGGUCUCCUUGGUUGACCAUCUUGCUUGACCAUUAGUCUUGAUCCUCCUAGCCCUUACUAGUGGACCUUGUUUACUAAAUGCUAUAGUGAGGUUCGUGAACCAAGGUAUAAGUUCAGUCAAGCUCAUGGUCCUCAGGAGCCAGUAUGAUCAAUUGGGAACCAUUGAUCAUGAUUCCAUCUGUGAUGAGCCAGAAUCUUCAAGGGUUUGAAUAUCCACAAUAGGAGCAGAGAAUGUUGUAGGCCCUUGACCAUUGAACAUGCAUCUUGCAGGCUCUUUGUGACCUGACCUAGUUCUUUACAGUUUUCCCCAAAACCAUCCCACUUACAGAGUGCUCCAGUUUUCAGAAAAGGGAUUCAAAUGUUGUGCCAAGAUAAGCUGAUGCUAAUGCUAUGUCUGCUUCUGUUCCUGCCUGCUUGCUCUUGCUGGUUAAAGAUUGAUCUUAUUGUCCUGUUUCUAAGUAAUAAACAGGUUUGAACUGUAACCUAUUCAUAUGCAAAUAUGUCCUUAGAAUGAAGCUAACAUGAUUGGGCAAUAUGUACUUAAAAUUAAGCCAUUAUGAUUGGGCCUUUAUGUUUCCGGGUGGCUUGAGGCAUCCAAGUGUGCAUAAAAGGCCAGGGCCUGCUCUCUGUAUUCACUUCCAGAGUGCAAGGACA
This is a messenger RNA of Nannospalax galili (Upper Galilee mountains blind mole rat), 6151 nucleotides long. Its product is annotated as MLV-related proviral Env polyprotein-like. The coding region runs from base 3810 to 4775 and encodes 321 amino acids. The record is from RefSeq and is a predicted model, not a curated record. The transcript has 2 exons. Lineage: Eukaryota; Metazoa; Chordata; Mammalia; Rodentia; Spalacidae.